Messenger RNA from Archocentrus centrarchus (flier cichlid), 3403 nucleotides. RefSeq names its product mucin-5AC-like. The coding region runs from base 80 to 3403 and encodes 1107 amino acids. Lineage: Eukaryota; Metazoa; Chordata; Actinopteri; Cichliformes; Cichlidae. The record is from RefSeq and is a predicted model, not a curated record. The transcript has 9 exons.
GACCUCAGAUUCUUUCACUGCAGUGGACGACAUACAAACAUAGAAAUAAUAUAAGGUGCAGCUGAGAAAAAGCUUCACCAUGAUGACAAAGACAUCUUUCAUCUUUCUUCUGUUUGUUGCCUGCUGCAACGCCCAGACCAACACAACCAUUGCUGAAUCAACAACUACAACUGUUGCUACAAGCACAGUUGCAGAAAUGACAACAACUGCCACUGCAGAAACAACCACACCUACCUUAACAACCACGGCUGCUGCAACAACAACCACAGCUGCAGCAAUGACAACCACGGCUGCCCCUACAACCACAUCUGCAGGAACAACAACUGCAACUUCCCCUACAACUACAAUUUCAGAUAUGACAACCACAUCAGCCCCUACAACCACUGGUGAAUCAACAGCUACAACAACAGCUACUGCUGAAUCAACUACAAUUUCCACUACAACUAUAGCUGCAGAAACAACAACAACCACUGCAACAACCACAGCUGCAGCAAUGACAUCUUCAACAACAAGCACACUGCCCCCUACAACCAUUGCAGACUCAAUGAGUACAAUUGCCCCUUCAUCUACAACUGCAGAACAAACAACUGCUGCAACAACUACAGCUGCAGAAACGACCACAGCUGCCCCAACAACCACGGCUUCUCCAACAGCAACCACACUGGCCCCUACAGUUACCGCUGAAUCAACAACUACAACUUCCCCUACAACUACAGUUUCAGAAACAACAACGACUGUUGCAACAACUACAGCUGCUGCAACAACAUCCACAGAUACAGCAACAACAAUGACGGCUGCACCAUCGACAACCAUAUCGGUCCCUACAACCACUGCAGAAUCAGUGAGUACAAUUGCACCUUCAACUCUAGGAGCAGAAACAACAACAACUGCCGCAGCAACUACAGCUACAGAAACAACCACAGCUGCCCCAGCAACCACGGCUGCUGCAACGACAGCUGCAGCAAUGACAUCUUCGGCUGCUCCAACAACAAGCACGCUGCCCCCUACAACCAUUGCAGACUCAAUGAGUACAAUUGCCCCUUCAUCUACAACUGCAGAACAAACAACUGCUGCAACAACUACAGCUGCAGAAACGACCACAGCUGCCCCAACAACCACUCCUGCUGGAACAGCAACUACACAUAGAGCAACGACAAUGACGGCUGCCCCAACUACAACCACAAUGGCCCCUAUAGUUACCGCUGAAUUAACAACUACAACUUCUCCUACAACUACAGUUUCAGAAACAACAACGACUGUUGCAACAACUACAGCUGCUGCCCCAACAACAUCCACAGAUGCAGCAACGACAUUGACGGCUGCACCAUCGACAACCACAUCGUUCCCUACAACCACUGCAGAAUCAGUGAGUACAAUUGCACCUUCAACUACAGGAGCAGAAACAACCACAGCUGCCCCAGCAACCACUGGUGCUGCAACGACAGCUGCAGCAAUGACAUCUUCGGCUGCUCCAACAACAAGCACACUGCCCCCUACAACCAUUGCAGACUCAAUGAGUACAAUUGCCCCUUCAUCUACAGCUGCAGAACAAACAACUGCUGCAACAACUACAGCUGCAGAAACAACCACAGCUGCCCCAACAAUCACUCCUGCUGGAACAGCAACUACAGAUACAGCAACAACACUGACAGCUGCCCCAACUACAACCACAAUGGCUCCUACAACAACUGCUGAAUCAACAACUACAGUUGCACAAACCAAAACGGAAACCACAACUGCUCCAACAAGUACAGCUGUGGAAACAACAACUGCUCCAUCAACUACUACAAAUUCCUUUAUAAUUACAGCUGCAGUAACAACCACAGCUGCAGAAACAAUAACCACAGCUUCUACUACAUUGACAACAGCCUCCCCAACAACCAGUGUUGGAGUAUCGACCACAACUGCUCCUACAACAUCCACAGCUGCAGCAACAUCCACAGGUGCACCAACAACAACCACAGCAUCCACAACUUUGACCACAUCUUUCCCAACAACAACUGCAGCAGCAACAUUGAUCACAGUUGACCCUACAAACAACCACGGCUGCUGGAACAGCAACCACAGCUUCCGCAACAACAACCGCAGGUGCAGCAAUGACAUCCACAGCUGCAGGAACAACAACCACAGCUUCAGCAACAGCCGCAACUUUCGCAACAUCGACCACAACUGCCCCAACAACCACGGCUGCUGGAACAGCAACCACAGCUGCAGUGCAGCUGAGAAAAAGCUUCACCAUGAUGACAAAGACAUCUUUCAUCUUUCUUCUGUUUGUUGUUGCAGAAAUGACAACAACUGCCACUGCAGAAACAACCACACCUACCUUAACAACCACGGCUGCUGCAACAACAACCACAGCUGCAGCAAUGACAACCACGGCUGCCCCUACAACCACAGCUGCAGGAACAACAACUGCAACUUCCCCUACAACUACAAUUUCAGAUAUGACAACCACAUCAGCCCCUACAACCACUGCUGCAGCAAUGACAUCUUCAACACCAAGCACACUGCCCCCUACAACCAUUGCAGACUCAAUGAGUACAAUUGCCCCUUCAUCUACAACUGCAGAACAAACAACUGCUGCAACAACUACAGCUGCAGAAACAACCACAGCUGCCCCAACCACCACGGCUGCUGCAACGACAGCUGCAGCAAUGACAUCUUUGGCUGCUCCAACAACAAGCACACUGCCCCCUACAACCAUUGCAGACUCAAUGAAUGCAGCAACGACAAUGACGGCUGCACCAUCGACAACCAUAUCGGUCCCUACAACCACUGCAGAAUCAUUGAGUACAAUUGCACCUUCAACUACAGGAGCAGAAACAACAACAACUGCCGCAGCAACUACAGCUACAGAAACAACCACAGCUGCCCCAGCAACCACGGCUGCUGCAACGACAGCUGCAGCAAUGACAUCUUCGGCUGCUCCAACAACAAGCACACUGCCCCCUACAACCAUUGCAGACUCAAUGAUUGCAGAAACAACAACGACUGUUGCAGCAACUACAGCUGCUGCAACAACAUCCACAGAUGCAGCAACGACAAUGACGGCUGCAACAUCGACAACCAUAUCGGUCCCUACAACCACUGCAGAAUCAGCGAGUACAAUUGCACCUUCAACUACAGGAGCAGAAACAACAACAACUGCCGCAGCAACUGCAGCUACAGAAACAACCACAGCUGCCCCAGCAACCACGGCUGCUGCAACGACAGCUGCAGCAAUGACAUCUUCGGCUGCUCCAACAACAACCACCCUGCCCCUACAACCAUUGCAGACUCAAUGAGUACAAUUGCCCCUUCAUCUACAACUGCAGAACAAACAACUGCUGCAACAACUACAGCUGCAGAAACGACCACAGCAGCCCCAACAACCACUCCUGCUGCAACAGCAACUACAGAUUGA